AUGGCGUCCAGACAGUACAGUAUGCCCUACAAUCCUCAGGACUGGGCCCCGGUGGGCAACAGGUCAAUCAAUGCUGGCCAAUCUCCCUAUCCACAACAGAAUAACAUGCUACGGAUCGUCUCUCAACCACGGUCAAGCGGAGCUCACUCAGAUGUAUCUCUGUCGCCCCCUCCGCCGCCAUACUCACCUCCAAGCCAGCAGCAUCAGAGCCAACAACACCAGAGAGAUAAUACCGGCCAGAAUACUUCCUCAAGGGGAUCCACAUCACCGAGCCUCAGCUCUUCCUACAAUGGGCCGGCACGCCCUGGUGUGGAUGCUUCAUUAGAAUACCGUCAAAGACGCCUUCCCCGGACUCGACCUUUAUCUAUGGUGUUGGGGAGCGAGGCAGGUCACAAUAGGCGAGUCUCGCUACCGCCUCCUCCACCGUUGCCGCAAAAUGUGUCGACGUCCAGAUCUUCCUCUCAAAAUCGAGCCGACGGGUACAGUGAACCGUCAUUGGCCAUGGCAGGAUCGAGGCCGCAUAUCGUGGUUUCGCCGGAGAAUUUACGUCCGCUGCAAUUGAGUAAUGAGAACCAUUUGUUCGAGGCUUCCCAAUCAUUUGAUAUGGACCGCCCUCCAGCUUCAAGAAGGGCUGUCUCUGCUGGGCCUGCCGUGAGCAGCGCCAGUUCAUCAAGAGCCCACAGUCAGUCGGGAACCCGCUCUCCUCCCAGUACUGGGUGGGAACCGGGAAUGCCUCUUCCCCCACCGCCUCCUGGACCACCACCAACCGCAAGGUCGCAUAGUGUAAGUGGACUUAACGACCCAGCGUCCUUUCGAAACUCGCUAGCUCCCGCUAGAGGGGGUAGGACGCGGCCGCCCCCGGUUCUAGGCACAGGUCUGGAUAGCAUUCCGCCAACACCAGCUGGCUGGGUCGAUGAAGGGGCAAGCGAUGUCAGGCACAAGGGCGACCGGCUACCCCUCACGAUUGACACAUCAAAUACAUCGACUGCGAAUGGACCAGGAUCUCUUGAGUCUUCUCGCACUGCCCAAAAUCCCAAUAGUGGUGGCCUUUUCCGCAGCCCAGCGAUCAAGGACCCCAACGCUAAGGGAAUUCGAGAAAGGAGAAUCGAACGGCGGAACCGGCAAAGCCAAGUAAUCGAUAGCCUUAGUGCUAUCUCCAUGAGCAGCAACCCCUGGGCCGAGGCGUUGGAACAACUCAAACCUUCCAAUCUGGUUCUCGAAGACUCUGAUGCAGAUCUCGACACUGCUAGACCCCAGGCUUCAGCAAAGCUUGCGCCACACAGCAGCCGCAGUACGGGCUCUGAUGGGCACCAGGUCACAUCACGAUCAAGAGCCUCUUCCGGGGGUCUGUUUUCCAAUCGGUCCUGCUCAACCCCUAAGGCAGACCCCAGUCAGCGGGGACCAUCUGCAGCGUUUGCACAGACACCGCCCUUUUCACCAGGCACAGAAAGGUCGUCUACAGGCAAGAAAACAUCGCCGGCAUUACCACCCAAAGCACUUCCGACACCUCCGCUACAACUUGGGCUAGAUAAAACGCCUUCUCGUGUGAUAUCACAGGAAGAACGACCAGUUUCUCAUAUACUCCAUUUGCCAAAUGAUACCGUCACUGCAGUGUCUCCCUUGGCGCCUCGCCGUGUGAUAGCACAGCAAGGCCCUUCCUUGGAUACUGUUGUCAAUCGCGAUGACGAGUUUGUCCGGAAUUCCAUACAAAGACACCGAGAGUUCAUUGACAAGGAAGCCGAUACUGCUGAUGAGAAAGAAGCUUUGCGUCUGUUUGCAGAGUUCAUCAUAACAGAGUCCCAGAUCAGGCGUGAGCGAUACGCCAAGAUAUGGGGCCUCAGUUCGUUUGACGCCGAUGAUGUACGCCGUAGGUUGUUCGAAAUGCCUCCUAAACCAGCAACGGAGCAGCCGUCAAGUCAAGUAAGUCAAAUAGCACCUGCGCCAGCUGCCAGAAGGAUGGCCAAACCUGGAGCACCAAAGCUGGACAUACCUCAGAACCGUCCGGAAUCGGCGUGGUGGAGCAAUUACCAGCCUUGUCUCUCUCCAAUAGCAAGUCUUGGGUUGAGCAACGAUGAAAUGAGCUCGAGAGGUCGGGCACCCAGUCGCUGGUGGGAAUCGAAAACAGGCUCAAGCAGCGAGGGGGGAGAACGGAAAGUGCAGCGUUCAAAGAGGGAGACCAAAUACAUGGGCUUGCCGCGCGGAGCACUGCAAUGGGAAGAAAGCCAGGCCUCGUCUGAAACCGGGACCGGUGGUGCAUCCCAAGCAGCGAACCCGUAUGCUGCGUAUGGCCCUGAUGAAUACCCUUCCGAGAAAGUUGGAUGGCAUGAGGACCCUACUCUACCGGACUAUUCCCGCACUGUAGGCCUUGGUUAUAGCAGACGCCCCGAACAAAAGCCCAAGAUGGAUGUCUCGAGAUUGGUAACUUUACCGCCGCCAUACCCGCGACAUUAUCCCGCCGUCAACAAUAGCCACCCUGACCUUGUCAGUUACCGGACGUUGGUCCGAUCAAUUACUGAUUUAUCCGAGGUCAAAGCUACCAGGCAACGACAUCAAACAGAUAUGGCCAGUCUGUUCCAAAAACACGAACAACGGGUCAAAGAAGGUCGCCGGCAGUUCAAAGCCAACAUCCAGAGUCAGAUUCAGCAAGGAAGCAUCACAUUCGCAGAGGCCGCAGAAGCGGAGGCUGCGUUGGUAGUGGAAGAGCAUAGCCUAGAGCGAGAGCUGACGAAGAGAGAGCUGGAUGCUUACCAAGAAUCCGUGUUGAAGCCAAUGCGUGCGAUAUUGACGGAUCGGAUCGACCGAGCCAGCGUUUGUAUUGAUGAGCUACGCGGUCGAUUGUUCGACGAUGCGCGGUCUGGAACGCCCGAUCAAACCCAAGAGGAAGGGGAUGAGAAGCCCGAGCUUCUGGAAAAGCUUACACAGCUGAAAUGGUUGUUUGAGGCGCGCGAGCAGUUACAUCGCGAACUGUUUGAUCUGGUCAGUGGGCGGGACGAGAAGUAUCGCGCUGUGGUCUUGCUGCCUUACAAGCAGGCAGCGAACAAUGACAAAGUGCGCGAGACAGAUGAUUUCUUUGUGAAAGAUGCAUUGGAUCGCCGGGUGAACUACGAGGCCAGUGCCCUGACGCGGCUGGAAUCUUUCCUGGACGUAACAGAGGAGAAUGUGGCCCGAGGCGUGGAGAUACAGCUCUCGGCGUUCUGGGACAUCGCACCGCCUCUCUCCACGCUGGUUCAGCAAGUGCCCGAGAACCUUCGUGGCUUUCAGGUUCAAAUCCCUUCCAACGAGUAUGACGAGAACCCGAGUUACCAGGACCAUCCGUUGCAGUACCUGUAUACUCUGGUCUCCCAUGCCGAGAAAUCCAGCUACCAAUACAUUGAGUCGCAAAUCAACCUCUUCUGCCUGCUGCACGAGGUCAAAUCUGCCGUGAUGAAAGCCAACUGCAACCUGGACAAAGUGGCUACGGUGGAGGGACAGUGGGCUGAGGCCCUGGGGAGUCAAAUCCAACGGCUGCGCGAGCGGGUGAAGGAACAGCUGAUGGUGGAAGACGGGUGGGAGGAUCUGGAGCAGCUGGAGCAGACUUGA
Molecule: messenger RNA, 3579 nt
Organism: Aspergillus heteromorphus CBS 117.55
Lineage: Eukaryota; Fungi; Ascomycota; Eurotiomycetes; Eurotiales; Aspergillaceae
Exons: 3
Coding region: 1-3579 (1192 amino acids)
Source: RefSeq, a predicted model, not a curated record